Vigna umbellata (rice bean) is the source of this 1465-nucleotide messenger RNA. NCBI's taxonomy places the organism in Eukaryota, Viridiplantae, Streptophyta, Magnoliopsida, Fabales, Fabaceae. The record is from RefSeq and is a predicted model, not a curated record.
UAGAUUUGAUGAAAAAAAGUGGAGUUUGGGAAGUGAAUUUGACAGGGAGGUAGAGUGAAGAAAACGUUGACAUUGAACGUGCCUGGCUGGCGCGGACGAAUGAAACGAUGCGUUUUUGCCAUGUCACGUCAUUCACCGUGUUCUUUGGGGGCUUAGAAAGAAAAAGAAAACGGUUCAUUCAUUAAUCUCUCUGUUUCGUUUAGUUUUGUGCUUUGUUGUCUCUGCGUUGUUGAGUGCAUUAUUCAACCAUACAAACAAGAAUGCAAGCUUUGCAGAACGCCGGGAUCCGCGUUUUUCGACGGCUCCAUUCCACGCUGUCUUAACCUCCCCCUUUCUCCGCAUUGCCAUCUUAUAGUCAUUUCCGUUACCACAAUUGGUUGCUGUGUCCGAUUCUCUCCUAUUUUACGAUUUUCUUGCAACCAUAUGGAGGAUUAAAGCACUGCGUGUCGGUGUGUCGUGUCGGAGAAAUUGAGGUUCAUCGGCGCGAACAAUGUCUGGUCUGGGUGAACGCCAAACGGUUCCCCUUUCGGUGCUGCUGAAGCGUGAGUUGGCCAACGAGAAAACUGAGAAGCCGGAUGUUGUCCUCGUGCACGGUCAAGCCAGUGAGAAUAAGAAAGGAGAGGAUUUCACGCUGCUGAAGACGGAAUGCCAGAGGGUGGUGGGAGAUGGGGUUUCUACGUAUUCUGUUUUUGGGCUAUUUGAUGGACAUAAUGGAUCUGCUGCCGCUAUUUAUGCCAAGGAGAAUCUUCUGAACAACGUUUUAAGUGCAAUUCCUUCUGAUCUUAACAGAGAUGAGUGGGUUUCAGCGUUGCCUAGGGCUUUGGUUGCAGGCUUUGUAAAAACUGAUAAAGAUUUUCAAAGAAAAGCACAAACAUCAGGAACAACUGCAACCUUCAUGAUUAUAGAUGGAUGUGUUGUGACAGUUGCAUCAGUUGGUGAUUCCCGUUGCAUACUUGAACCUCAUGAGGGUGGGAUUUAUUACUUGUCAGCAGACCAUAGACUAGAUAGCAACGAAGAGGAGAGGGUCCGCAUCACUUCUAGUGGAGGUGAGGUUGGUCGUCUAAAUACAGGGGGAGGCACAGAGGUUGGUCCUUUGAGAUGUUGGCCAGGUGGUUUGUGUCUCUCCCGAUCCAUUGGUGAUAAGGAUGUUGGUGAAUUUAUUGUCCCUGUACCACACGUAAAGCAAGUGAAGCUUUCUACUGCUGGAGGCAGGAUCAUUAUCAGCAGUGAUGGUGUCUGGGAUGCUCUAACAGCAGAAAUGGCCUUUGAUUGCUGUCGUGGCAUGUCAGCUGAGGUUGCCGCACCACAUAUUGUGAAAGAAGCCGUGCAAGCAAAGGGACUUAGAGAUGACACAACCUGCNAAAAAAAAAACUCAAUUAUUAAAGAAUAUAUUUUAAUAAACUCAUACUGCAAAAUGGUUUUGUACGAUUAUUUAUUUUGUUAUUCCAGUAAGUGUUUUCUGUAA